Lutra lutra (Eurasian river otter) is the source of this 810-nucleotide messenger RNA. It is a transcript of the gene C8G, whose product is annotated as complement C8 gamma chain. Lineage: Eukaryota; Metazoa; Chordata; Mammalia; Carnivora; Mustelidae. Bases 14 to 613 code for a protein of 199 amino acids. Gene Ontology annotation, cellular component: membrane attack complex. The record is from RefSeq and is a predicted model, not a curated record. Gene Ontology annotation, biological process: complement activation. The transcript has 7 exons.
UACUGCCACCGCCAUGCUGACCCCCAGGGCGGCACUCCUCUUGACUUUGCUCCUGGCUAGGGACUCCCUGAGCCAGAGGGCUCGGAGACCUCCUCAGCCCUCGUCCCCCAUCAGCACCAUCCCGCCAAAGGCCAACUUUGAUGCUCAGCAGUUUGCAGGGACGUGGCUCCUUGUGGCUGUGGCCUCCACGUGCGGCUUCCUGCAGGAGCAAGGCCACCGGGUUGAGGCCACCCUACUGCGUGUGGCUCCCCAGCGUGCAGCCAUGGCUGUCAGCACCUUCCAAAAGCUGGAUGGGAUCUGCUGGCAGGUGCGGCAGCUCUACCAAGACGUGGGAGUCCCGGGCCGCUUCCUGCUUCCAGGUGCCCGUGCAGUGGACGUGGUCGUCGGAGAGACGGACUAUGAGGGCUACGCCAUCCUGUACCUGGAGCGGAAGCGGAGGCUGUCGGUGAAACUGUACACCCGCUCACUCCCUCCAAGUGACUCGGCGCUGAGUGCGUUUGAGCAGCACGUCCAGAGGGCCAACCUGACCGAGGACCACGUCUUGUUCUUCCCCAAGUACGGUUUCUGCGAGGCCGCAGACCAGUUCCACAUCCUAGAUGAAACAAGAAGGUGAGUUCAGGCAGCGGCCCGGACCUUAGAAGGAGCGAAGACCCUGAUGGUGGUGGCACCUGCUACCCCCUCACUGAGCCCCGGCGCCCCCCAGGGUCAGGGCCACCCCAUGGGGGGACACUCUCCCCUGUGUGCCCUGAAGCUGCCCAUCACCCACAGAGCUCAGGAACGUGGCCUUCAUUAAACACUGUCUGUCUUGGC